CUGCACAACAACGGGGACCACCUGCUGCACGGGUGGCCCACAGUGCUGGGCAUCAUUGGCGCUGUCACAAAGGAACACGGGUAACAGGGUUAUAACUACUAAGAUGUAUACAUCACUGCUGAGGAGGAGGAGGUGUGGACUCAAGUUCCACAACUCUGAUUAUACAUUGCAUUUGACACAUAGGCCAACAAACAGAUAAACAUCAUGAUGAAUAUUUUUCAUUUCAAUUUCUUCGCUACUCUAGAGUAGUCGGUUAGCUGGCCGACUGAACAGUGAGCCAAAUUGACUGUGCUUAAAUGAUUGUAAAGAACCACACGCGAUGGCUACUUGCUAGCCCCAUCAAGUUCACUGAAAAUACAAUAGAUGGCAUUACGGGUAGAUCUCUUCCAGGCUCUAGCACUUCCACACACCUCUUCCAGACUCUAGCACUUCCACAAUAUCUUCCAGACUCUGGAACUUCCCCACAUCUCUUCCAGACUCCAGCACUUCCACACAUCUCUUCCAGACUACAGCACUUCCCCACAUCUCUUCCAGACUCCAGCACUUCCCCACAUCACUUCCAGACUCCAGCACUUCCCCACAUCUCUUCCAGACUCUUGCACUUCCCCACAUCUCUUCCAGACUCCAGCACUUCCCCACAUCUCUUCCAGACUCUAGCACUUCCACACAUCUCUUCCACACUGUAGCACUUCCCAAAAUCUCUUCCAGACUCCGGCACUUCCACACAUCUCUUCCAGACUAUAGUACUUCCCCACAUCUCUUCCAGACUCCAGCACUUCCCACAUCUCUUCCAGACUCUUGCACUUCCCCACAUCUCUUCCAGACUCUAGCACUUCCCCCACAUCUCUUCCAGACUCUAACACUUCCCCACAUCUCUUCCAGACUCUAGCACUUCCACACAUCUCUUCCAGACUGUAGCACUUCCCCACAUCUCUUCCAGACUCCAGCACUUCCCCACAUCUCUUCCAGACUCCAGCACUUCCACCACAUCUCUUCCAGACUCCAGACACAUAUCACAUGUGAAAGUAGUCAAUUUGAUAGAGCUCGAUCAAAUCAAAACUGACGGAUACAAGACGAAACGACGGCGCCAGUCACCAAGUCCUUACUAACCUCAGGUUAUAGGAUGUGUUUGGCUGUAACACAGGGCACUAGUAACCUCGGGUUAUUGGGUGUGUUUGGCUGUAACACAGGACACUAGUAACCUCAGAUUAUUGGGUGUGUUUGGCUGUAACACAGGCCAGAUGUAGUUAUUGUCGGGAAAAAAAAUGUAUUUCGUUAAAAAAAAAAAAACACUCUUGAAAAAAAAAUGUUUCUGUCUAUUUAGCCAGCGUAAACCCAAAAUGUCUAUUUUUACUCCGUUAAGGGUCAUGGACCCCAAUUCGCCUACCACUGCUCUAUUUAUAUUCCUAAAAUAUUAAAGUGCGCUUACUUGGGAAAAGUUCCAUUAAAACUCCAACAUUUUUUCCCAAUUUGAAAAUCCCCCGCAACAUCAUUCCCCCCCCCCCCCACAAAAUGACCUCCUAAAUCUUGGAAGCCCGUUGUAACAAUUUUAAAGUGCGCUUACUUGGGAAAAGUUCCAUUAAAACUCCAACAUUUUUUCCCAAUUUGAAAAUCACCAGCAACAUCAUUCCCCCCCCCCCCACAAAAUGACCUCCUAAAUCUUGGAAGCCCGUUGUAACAAUUGAACACGGGUGUACUUUUAGAGGGGACGCGAAAAAUUCAAUGAUUUGCCCUUGUUGUGUGCAGUUUUUGUUAUUAAAUGAGCAAUCUCUCUUAUUUCCCUCUUAUUUCUGUUUCUUCCACUUGAUAGAAGGCAUCUAGACAACGAUUCUUUCCUUAUCAAGUUUAGCUAAAUCAAUCAGAUAGCUGUAUUCUCUGCCGACGUAUCUAGUUCUUCGUAUCGUCUACAUUUCUUCAUAUUUCUUCUAAUCUUUAAACUUAUUUCUUAGUACCCCCCCCCCCCCCCCCCAGUUCAAUAAAGUUUUCAUAUUCGCUGAUAAUUAUUAAUAAUAGAAGAGUUUCAUUUUCUCAGCUUUCUCCCCCAAUCUCAUACUUUUCUUUCUCUCUAAGUUUUUUUUUCUGAUCACUUUCUUUGACUUCUUUUCUACCUUUCCAAAUAUUUGUGUGUCUUUCACGUUUAUCUUCUAUGUUCCCUUCAGUCUUGCCUUGUGUUUAAGUUUUAAUGGGGUUUUUUUCUUUGCCAAUAUGAUUUUAAUUCCCCUUUAACUCCGCCCUGCCCCUUCUCAUUUAAUUUGUCAUCCAUCUUGCGUCACUAUGGAAUCGAGUAUUUUAAAAAUCGAAGCCCGAAUUAGCCCCAGUGUAAACUGCCAACUGUCCCAACUCUGGCUUUUUACAUCAGGCUUACGGAGUCGAUUUUUUUUUCAACAAGUAAUUGAAGUCUUAUUUUGGGUACCGAAAUUACCAAAAUAAAAUAGAACACAAAAAAAAAUAUUAGAUUCGGGGAUUUUCGUUCGUGGUGAGGGUGGGUGUCUUCAUGGCACGUGACUAGGAUCCCAUCAUGGAAACAAAUGAAAUAUAAAUAGCAGUACGUGAUUUUGUUUCAAGAGUUUCUUAAUGCCAAGGGAAAUAACCUGAAAUAUGUUUUAAACAGAGUAAGGAAGACACUGCCCUUUGAAAUGUGGUUCACAGGGAUUAUAGGGUGAACUAGCGAAUUAUCUGACCACAAAACCUAUAUAAGCCUAUGCAUCGUAUGAGUGUGUCUUAGAUAAAGACAUUACCUUGAUUGUGAUGUUCUAUUUCCUGAUACAAAUUAUGUAUACUUUUUUAUUAACGCUACAAAUGAACCACAAACACUCGUAAAUCGUUGGCAUAACAUAAAAACAAUAAUAAGAGGUAUUCCUAAUUGGGUUUAUUAACUUUGUAAAAACAAGAAUGAUUUUAAGUUUUAGAUUAGGCAUAGGGCCCAUGCAAUCAAACAAGUAUAUGAAUGGUUUCAAUUGGUUUGUUUAUAAUUGCACCUUGCCUUGCUUGUACUGGCAACAUUCAUUCCAUAGACAUAACAAAACCUGAUAUUAUUAUUAUUAUUAGUGGUCUAAUAUAGCGCGGUACCCCAGCCUAGGGCUGGGCUCACUACGCUGUACUUAGCAAAAGAGGCAUAAUUGUGACAUUAAAAUAAAAUCAUUUAUGUAAUAAAGAACAGCUGUAUAACAACAAAACAGAAACAAAUGUAGAUACACCCCAUCCACCCCAGAACUUUUACAUGUCAAGCCACGGACGGCAGCCAGCAGCUUCGUUUACCGUUCAGGGAGGGGGGGGGGAAUCAGUUGGGUAGUAGAGUUUAAAGAGAUGUGUUUUGAAUGCAAAUUUGAAGGCCUGGGUGUUCGGUAUAUUGCGCAUGUGUAGAGACAGAUAACUCCAUUGUUGGGGGCGUAGAAAGAGAAAGAACGUUCACCAUAUGUUUUAGUGCGUGUCUUGGGAACGGACAGAAUACGCGUGUCUGCGGAGGAGCGAAGCUGUCGAAGGGGUGAAUAGACAGAAAGAGGUUCGGUUAGAUAUGAAGGGCAGGAACCCGAGAAAAAGUUAUGACGGAGAACAGAUAGCUUGUUAUCAAUGCGUGCUUGUAUAAAGAGUAAAUGAAGUGAGUGGAGUAGUGGAGUGACGUGAUCAUUUUUCCUUUAGAACUAGCCAGCAGCUGAGUUUUGAACUUUCUGCAGUUUCUCUAUGAAGUGUUUUGGUAAACCUGACAGAAGAGAGUUGCAAUAGUCAGGAUGAGGGAGAACUAGAGCACAGACAGGGUUUUUGUUGCGUUAACUGUGAGGUAGUGGCGGAUGGAGCUGAUCUGACGGAUAGCGGUGUAUGCAGAGCGACAAAUGUGAGAAAUAUGUUUAUCGAGAGACAUGUUAGAAAGAGUAUAACUAACCAAGAUUCCUAGCAGAUGAUGUAAACUGUAUGUCGGAGUUACCUACUUGAAAUGAGGUGGGGAGAGCUGAGGUAGAACAUGAUUUGUGAUUGUGAAUGAGGAGUGCUACCGUUUUGUCAUCAUUAAGCUUCAACUUGCUGAGUGUCAUCCGUGACUUGACAUCACCAAAGCUCUCCCGCAAAGUCUGUAUGUUUGUGUUCACCGGUAACAUUAAUAUAUAGAUAUAACAAAACUUGAGGUACCGUACCUCGUAUGUUUGUGUUUACCGGUAACAUUAAUAAAUAGAUAUAACAAAACUUGGCAUAAUUUACCUUGCACCUUGUAUGCUUGUAUUUCAGGGAGAAGCUGAUUCAACAAGCCUUCCAGUGCCUUCAACUGGUGGUCACUGACUUCCUGCCCAUCAUACGACCCACUUACCUGCAGGUCGUUGUACAGGUUGCAGCUAGGUUCGGCCUUCAGCAGCAGGAGCUUAACGUUAGCUUGACAGCCAUUGGAUUACUGGUAGGUCUUAGCAGUAGGAGUUGACGUUAGCUUGACAGCCAUCGGCUUGCUUGGGGUCUUAGCUGUCGGAGCUUAAGGACAGCUUAGUGGCCAUUAAAUUACUGGUAGAUCUUUAGCCAAAAGUCAUUUGAUAUUAUAACAUCCUUACAACAACCCUGUUACGUAGACCUAAUAAUAGAGACAUUUUAUAACUUAAUCUAACUACCUGGCUUCGCAACAGAUAAACCUUAAUUCAACUUUAUUGGCCAACCUAAAACAUGGUCUAUAAACCCGACGCUUUACAAGAAAUAUUUGUUUAGAAAACUUGGCAUCAGGGUAAAGUUACUGGCACUGGAGUCAACAACAAAAUUCUAUCUCUCUUCAGUGGAACAUUUCGGACUUUUUCUUCCAAAAUCGACAACGAAUCAAACAAGAGCUGGACACAACCAGCGAUAAUGGUCAGGCUGUAGGAGCGGCAAGCGCAGACGCUGUCAAGGUCCCACCGGCUUUUGAUGCUCUAUGGAUGUGUCUCUUCUCUCAGCUGGGGGAGCUGUGUGUGGACUCCAGGCCAGCUGUCAGGAAAAGUGCUGGCCAGACUUUGUUCUCCACCAUCUCGGCACAUGGGGCGUUGCUGCUGCAUCAGACUUGGCACAAUGUUCUGUGGCAGGUGGGUUAUGGCACAAUGUUCUAUGGCAGGUGGGUUAUGGCACAAUGUUCUAUGGCAGGUGGGUUAUGGCACAAUGUUCUAUGGCAGGUGGGUUAUGGCACAAUGUUCUAUGGCAGGUGUGUUAUGGCACAAUGUUCUAUGGCAGGUGUGUUAUCGCACAAUGUUCUAUGGCAGGUGGGUUAUGGCACAAUGUUCUAUGGCAGGUGUGUUAUAGCACAAUGUUCUAUGGCAGGUGUGUAAUAGCACAAUGUUCUAUGGCAGGUGGGUUAUGGCACAAUGUUCUAUGGCAGGUGGGUUAUGGCACAAUGUUCUAUGGCAGGUGGGUUAUGGCACAAUGUUCUAUGGCAGGUGGGUUAUGGCACAAUGUUCUAAGGCAGGUGUGUUAUAGCACAAUGUUCUAUGGCAGGUGUGUUAUAGCACAAUGUUCUGUGGCAGGUGUGUUAUAGCACAAUGUUCUAUCGCAGGUGUGUUAUAGCACAAUGUUCUAUGGCAGGUGUGUAGUAGCACAAUGUUCUAUGGCAGGUGUGUUAUAGCACAAUGUUCUAUGGCAGGUGUGUUAUAGCACAAUGUUCUAUGGCAGGUGUGUUAUAGCACAAUGUUCUAUGGCAGGUGUGUUAUAGCACAAUGUUCUAUGGCAGGUUUGUUAUAGCACAAUGUUCUAUGGCAAGUUGGUUAAGGCACAAUGUUCUGCUUCAGGUGAUUCUGUUACAUAAAGUGUGGGGUGGUAUUGUCAAUGACCUACGGCAAGGUGGCUAUGACAAAUGAUAAGAGUGCUGUUCAGACGGUGAUUCAGGGUACCCUACAUUUGUAAUGGUUAGGUUGCAUUGUUUAAAGCAGUGUGUGUUGAAAUAUGUUACGUUAUAGUUUGUUCUCUUUGUAUUGAUAAAAAAAAAAAUCACAUGGCCACUGUUUAUAAAUAGAAACCUACAAUUUCAACCAAAAAGAAUUAAAAAUAAUUUCUUUAAACCAAUUACGAUAUCUAUUUAUUUUUCAUUAAUUGAAAUAGAUAGUUAAUAAAGAUAAUACAAUAUAUAAUAUAAAAUAGUAUUUUUUCUGUCUUCUUUAUUUCUGUCUUCUUUAUUUCUGUCUUCUUUAUUUCUGUCUUCUUUAUUUCUGUCUUCUUUAUUUCUGUCUUCUUUAUUUCUGUCUUCUUUAUUUCUGUCUUCUUUAUUUCUGUCUUCUUUAUUUCUACAAUUAAAUUGAAUGACUCCCAGCACUGUUCGGUUACAACUGUCUUUGCGUCAUCUUCCUUUGAGUCUCAAGUUUUGAUCGCAACACAACACGCUUUCAUUCACAUUUAGCAUUUAUUUUUAAAUAAUUUAUAAAUAAAAUUUCUUUUUUAAAUUUAACGUGCCUUCUCUUUUAUCUGGAGCAGUAUAAUCGUGAUCGUUCCUUUCCUGGACAGGUGCUAUUUCCUUUGCUGGAAAAUGUCCAGAAGUUCUCCAGCUCAGCAUCCACCAUAAGAGACAAAGAAUCCACUGGAAACAUCCUCAUCCACCACUCUCGAGACACGGCGGAAAAACAGUGGGCCGAGACCAGAGUUCUGUCCCUUGCUGGGGUGGCUCGUACUUUUAAUGCAAAGAGGAAAAUGCUUCAAGGAUUGGGUGUGUAUUCAAACUGGCAGAAUUUUUCUUUUUUCUUCAAGACAAUUUGGUCAAGAUAUCUUCGGGAUCUAUAGUCUCUUUGUCACAAACAUUAGUUCUAUGUCACACUAUGUGCUAGUAGAUGAAAUCCUUAUGUUUUUGAUCAACAUUUAGUAGCAACGCUCUCCUGAACUUGAAAUAGAGAAAUCUCAGUCACCGUUAGAAGUGAAAUGGAAAUAAAAUUUGAAAUAUUGCACAUACCUGUAAUAGUUAUUGGUCUAUUGAGAUGUAAAAACUUUCAUAGUAGAAAUUAAAUGACCAUAUCUUUGUUUUUGACUUUUUUCAUGCUCAGUAUUUACAUUGCAAUAUUUAUAUUAUUACCUAUAUUGAACAGGAGACUUCCCAAGAGCUUGGUCUCUCCUUCUGGAUCACAUUGAACUUUCCGCACUGUGCAGAAAUGCCGAGGUAUCAUUAGCUGCCCUGAAGAGCUUCCAAGAAAUUUUACAAAUCGGUCGAGCAUCAAGAGGUUUUGAGGACUCCGAAAGCGGGCUUCAGACAUCUGCCAUCGUUGAGCCUCCUUCCAGUGAGGUCAUCAACCGUACAGGGGAGGUGACCAAUAAAAAGCCAGAGCUCUUCUCCAAAGGCCCGAUAUCAGACUCUUCAGACAAUGACAUCCCCCUCUGGUCGGCGGCCUGGAAGGUUUGGCUCAACAUCGGCACUGAGGUCACCAAGCCCCCGGAACAGUCUGACAAGGUGACGACCAAGGUGUACCUUCCUUCACAGCACUUCCUGACGGCACUGGUUCAGACGUUCCCUCCUUUGUUUGAGCACAUCAAGUCCAGGUUUGUGGCCACUGACCUUCACAAGCUGUCCGCUGUCCUCAGGGGGACGUUGUGUGUUCCCGUGCAGAGCGAUUCCUCCCCGUUCAUCGUGCCGUCAUACCCAGAGAUCUCUGUAACGCCACUGCAAGAAGCUGCUCUCUCAGCUAUGGACACCUUGAUCAAGGUGACAUUAAUCAUCUCUGUGUAAAAAUAAUUAUUAUCACAAAGAAAACUGAAAGGUGCCGAUGUAACGGUUCAUAAAUUAAAGUACCAUGGAAUUAGCAUUUAAUUAUAACUCAGAUGCAGGCUUUCCCACAAAAGGCUAAAUUCUGUGAAAUCAACACGUAUUUAAAAAAAAUCAAAUUCAACCGGCAUUAAUAUUUAUCACAAUGAGAUUAUAUUUUGUACAUUAAGAAUUAUUUAUUAAACUGAUAAAUUAUUCGAUUUAAUGGAAUAACUGGUAUAAGUACAUGGAGGCAGGGAUAGAAAAUUUCUGUCCAGAAAAAUAGAAAAGAUUUCAAAUUUUAUAAGACCAACUACCCCAGUACGUUGUAUAAGUAUAAGUACUUGUGUUGUAAAAGUACUGUGUAUUCAAAGUACCAGUAAUCAUUGUUUGAAACAAUUUAUUUUCCUUAUUCAUGGAAACUGUAAGUCAUUGGCCAGUAUUAGUUCAAACUCUAAGUCAUUGGACAGUAUUAGUUCAAACUCUAAGUCAUUGGACAGUAUUAGUUCAAACUCUAAGUCAUUGGACAGUAUUAGUUCAAACUCUAAGUCAUUGGACAGUAUUAGUUCCAACUCUAAGUCUUUGGACAGUAUUAGUUCAAACUCUAAGUCACUGGACAGUAUUAGUUCAAAUUCUAAGUCAUUAGACAGUAUUAGUUCAAAUUCUAAGUCAUUUGACAUUAUUAGUUCAAACUCUAAGUCAUUGGACAGUAUUAGUUCAAACUCUAAGUCAUUGGACAGUAUUAGUUCAAACUCUAAGUCAUUGGACAGUAUCAGUUCAAUUUGAACCUCUAAUUAUUUAUGAAAAAUUCCCUAAUUUUUUUAAAGGUUACUGUACCGGUACAACUAGUUACAAUGUUUAGACUUUGUUGCAAAUGCAGCUAAUCCUAUUUCAUAGAUGUUAAAGCUAGCACUCAGUAUGGUAGUGAAACUGAAUGGCACCAAGUACAUGAUUUUAAAAGAGAAUUAAACACUAAACAAUUAGGAUAACAAGUUUCAGCUUUUAAAUUAGACUAAGUUUCAACAUGACAAAGCUCACCAUCACAGCAUGAGAGUGCUGAUACAUUUCUUGUGUCGGCCUGUUUAAUGAGAGUGCUGAUACAUUUCUCGUGUCUUGUAUUUGCAAGAACCCCAACAUUUCUUAUACCCAGUAUUAAUUUAAAUUCACAGAUAAUGACUGGUCUACAAGUCAACCAGAGCAGUUGCAGGACUUUUCUAGGAAACCUGCACAUUUUCGUUUUUGUGUGCCCUGUUUUUUUAGAUACCCAUAGUUAUUUGUUUCCCAAACUACACGCAGUUACCCCUUAAAAGUUAAAUGUCCAAGGCCCACAUGGUCGCUCUGAUCUCUCCUGACCAAGGCCCUCACAUUGACUCUGAUCUCACCUGUCCAAGGCCCUCACAUUGACUCUGAUCUCACCUGUCCAAGGCCCACAUGGUCGCUCUGAUCUCACCUGUCCAAGGCCCUCACAUUGACUCUGAUCUCACCUGUCCAAGGCCCUCACAUUGACUCUGAUCUCACCUGUCCAAGGCCCUCACAUUGACUCUGAUCUCACCUGUCCAAGGCCCACAUGGUCGCUCUGAUCUCAGCUGUCCAAGGCCCUCACAUUGACUCUGAUCUCACCUGUCCAAGACCCUCACAUUGACUCUUAUCUCACCUGUCCAAGGCCCACAUGGUCGCUCUGAUCUCAGCUGUCCAAUUCCCACACAGUGGCUCUAUUCUCCUGCCCAAGGCCCACACAGUGGCUCUGAUCUCACCUAUCAUUUACACCUAUCAUCACAGGCUGUCCAGAGUGGACCAGACACCAUGCAAGCCACCUACCCUGACAUCUUUCAGCAACUGCUUACGUUCAUCACUUUCGGGGUCAAUGCACCAAAAUUUGGGGACAUGGAGGCGAAGACCUUUGGUAUCGUCAGGGGACCUCAGGUGAGUCUCAAACUGAUAGCAGUAACUUAAGUGAUGGCGAUGUUCAAAUCGUACGUUAGACUGUGUAUAGUUAACAGUUGACUCACAAGUGAGAUUAAUCUUGAUUUAUCCUAGUUCCAUCCUUCCAUUGCAGUCUGACUGGGUCAUCAUGAACUUUGUACCUUUUGCUGAGCGAGCAGUCAGCAUGACGGUUGACCUGUACAGGACUACCGCCUCCCACCCUGCUGUCAUUAACACCAACAUUUUACAAAACAUUCUCAAGGUGAGUUACAUGGGGGGGGGGGAGAUUCUCUUAAUCUCUCAUCUCUUAAAUACUUGUCUGGUGAUAGAGUAGGAAGAGAAGAGUAUCAUCUCUUAAAUACUUGUCUGGUGAUAGAGUAGGAAGAGAAGAGUCUCAUCUCUUAAAUACCUCAUGGUGAUAGAGUAGGAAGAGAAGAGUCUCAUCUCUUAAAUACUUGUCUGGUGAUAGAGUAGAAAGAGAAGAGUCUCAUCUCUUAAAUACUUGUCUGGUAAUAGAGUAGAAAGAGAAGUGUCUCAUCUCUUAAAUACUUGUCUGGUGAUAGAGUAGGGAGAGAAGUGUCUCAUCUCUUAAAUACUUGUCUGGUGAUAGAGUAGGGAGAGAAGUGUCUCAUCUCUUAAAUACUUGUCUGGUGAUAGAGUAGGGAGAGAAGUGUCUCAUCUCUUAAAUACUUGUCUGGUGAUAGAGUAGGGAGAGAAGUGUCUCAUCUCUUAAAUAAUUGUCUGGUGAUAGAGUAGGGAGAGAAGUGUCCAUUUGGUUGUUCUCAAUAAACCCUACCGUUAUAAUUAUUUUUAUAUUUGUUUGUAGACUGGUAUUCGGUGGUAUUUCAUUGAAGUAUCUUAAUCUUAAUUUAAUGUACCGUCCAGAUACUAGUCUUUAAUUCUACAGUAAUCCCUAAUUAUACACCCGGGGCUGCACUUGUGAUAGAAGGUAAUGAUCGUAAGUCUUUCGUGGAUAAUAAGAAUACAUCUGGGUAAAGAUGAUCAACCCAUAAUUGACGUCACACUAUUUUGCCAGAUUUUGAUGACUCUCUCUCCCCUCCCUACGUAUUGUCACACAAUUGUCAUACAAUUUAGGCACCCUCAUAAUAAAUUGUCACAAAUUCUUCCACCCCCGUCACCCUAGAUAAGUGACAACAUUUUUAAUAGCCCCAUAGGAUACCAUUCUCUAGACCAGGAUUGUGGGUGUCUAGGAGUGUGGGUGUCUAGGAGGAGUGUGGGUGUCUAGGAGGAGUGUGGGUGUCUACGAAUAGAUGACACGCUGCAGAGCUCUGUUUUGUGUCUGUCUAAACAACGUUCCAUAGCUAUACUGACACCGCCAUGUCUUUGUGUUUCUAACAGAUGUAGGAAUGCUCCUCCUCAGUAAAUAACUCUACUACUAAUACUUCUAUAUCAUGGUGUAACAAAUUUCAACAUUUUUAUGUUUUAGGCACAUUAGGUUAAGAAUCAUCAUCAAUAUUAUGAUAGUUUUCUGAGCCAGCCCAUAACUACUGACAAAUAUGUUUUUUUCGUCUCAGUGUUUUACUAAUUAUAAUUAGUUUAUAGAUUCUAGUGGAUAUUUCUUAAAGAAUAGAAUUUAGAAAGCAACAAAAUCAAAAACAAUUUAAUCAGAUAUUUUAUUAUAAAGAUAUUGAAAGCAAAUAAUGUUGAAAUUCUUUAUUUAGGCCUAAAUUGUUAAAUUGUUAGUGGUGUUGAAAGUAAAAAGGAAACAAAGCCAAGCACGUAUAUGUUCAAACAGCCCAGUUCUCUGGUGGAGAAGAUUCUUUCUUGGAAUUUGUCAACAUGUUCCAAUGGGAACAAUAUCAUCUCUCUUGAAAAAUUCUUAUUAAAGAAAAUUAAGCAUGAAACUUUGACAUUUUGCCCUGAUCAAUCAUUACCAACAAUACAUGGGUCAUUAACGUAGGUAACAGAUUUAACUGCAAUAAGUCGCAGUUCUCAUAUCUCCCACUCUUAUUCCUGGACAUACCCCACCCCCACCCCCAUAUAUACACACACACACUUUUCAGUGCCUGCUAAAUUUAAAAAAACUUUUUUAAGUUUGUUUAAAAAAAAAAAAUUGAAUCAUUUUUUGAAAAAUACACCUUUCAUUUAAGAAUCCAAAAUCACAACAACUUAUUUCCCUUUAUUAAACAACUAUGUACAGUAUUAUACAACAUUUCAUGUCGGUUAUUUAGAUGAAUUUUCAAGAAUUUCAUGAAACAACAAAGUUGGUAUGUUUUGUUAUCUUUUUUUUUCAAUAACGGUAAAAGAAUAAUUCUUUAACAUAAAAUACAUACCGGUACCGUAACUCUCGUUGGUUGAUUGGCAUGUUAAAACAAAAAUUGAUUCAUUUCCCUUACUGAAAUUGUCGUCCCCUGCCCAUGGUCACCUUGGAAAAUAAAACUGCAUUUACUUCCCUUUACUUUCAGUCUGUUUACAUUAAUUCUGUUUUACGAAAACUCUGUCAGAAUCAGAUUUUUUUUUUUUUUUUUUUUUUUUAAUAUUUUUUUAAAAACUAUUUUUAACUUUGUCUGAAUUUUAAAAAAAUGUAUUAAAAAAAAGCUUCAGCUCUAGAUCUGGGAAGAGAUGUGAAACUGUUGAAAAAUGAUUUUAGUUUUGUUUUUUUUUUUUUUUUUUUUUUUGGUUAUUUUUUUAAAAAAAAAUUUUUUUUUUUUUUUUUUUUUUUUUUUUUUAAAAUUAUUUUAAAAACCAUGUUUAACCUUGUCUGAAAUUUAAAAAAAUGUAUUAAAAAAAAGCUUCAGCUCUAGACCUGGGAAGAGAUGUGAAACUGUUGAAAAAUGAUUUUAGUCUUGUCUUUGGCUUUAGAUUGGACAAGUUAAAAUCCUAAGGCAGUUCUCUGUUAGGGAGCUUAUUAAAUUAGGCAGGUGGCGAACUCGAUUUUUUUUUUCUUAAAAUUUAAGGAAUACACUUUUGAACAACAUGAACAAGGCAAAAUAAAAUAUAAUGGAAAAUGGCUGCAUGCAUGUAAGUUAGUACAUUAAUUAAUAUCAACAAAUGCGCGCAAUAACAAAAAUAACAAAUUAUGUUUACAACAUAUGAUCAUUCUCUCUGUGUACCUUCACUCUGAAUAAACAUCAAUAUUUGGUAUGUGUUUGACCACAUAGGCAGGGCAGCCCCAUUACCUGUCAGUGUAGCUACCCCCAAAGGACUUCGCUAUUUUCUAUUAGUCUCACAUCUCAGAUGGCUGUGAUUUUAGUUGUUUUCCAUCUAAAAAUAUUCAAAAUGCUUCACAGCCGUUGUUCUCUGAUCAGUUAGUGGAAUGGAACAGAUCAGUUAUUUGGGUGGAACUGAUCAGUUAGUUGAGUGGAACUUGGAACUUAAAACAUUUUUCAAAUGUCUUCUCAUAACCAAAUGGGAUAGAUGCUUCAUCUAUAUUUGUGUUACUUUCUCUUGAAGCUUAUAGUGCUAUAAAAGGAAAGCAAGCUUCCCUCACAUUAAAAACUUGUUUGUAAGCAGAUAGACUCAUGAUGGUCAUGAAAUCAGUGCACCAUGACAUUUGGGCUUUUGUAGAUGAGUUAGUCACAGUGGAAAUGUACUGUUUCACAUCAGACGUUCAUCAGUGCGGUGAUUGGCUGUUUAAGGAGGCAUUGUUCUGUACCAUUUUAAUAGAGGGAAUGGAUUCGUUUAUUUCCCUAAAUUAAAACAAAAUACUUUUGGUACGGUUCUAAUUUUUUAAUCCCUUUCCCCAUAAAGUGAAUGUCAACAUAUGACCACCAUAUAUGUUUAUAAGAAAACAACUGCUUACAUCUCCAGGUGGUGCCUCCACUUACAUCCCCAGGUGGUGCCCUCCACUUACAUCCCCAGGUGGUGCCCUCCACUUGCAUCCCCAGGUGGUGCCAUCCCACUUACAUCCCCAGGUGGUGCCCUCCACUUACAUCCCCAGGUGGUUCCCUCCACUUGCAUCCCCAGGUGGUUCCCUCCACUUGCAUCCCCAGGUGGUGCCCUCCACUUACAUCCCCAGGUGGUGCCCUCCACUUACAUCCCCAGGUGGUGGCCUCCACUUACAUCCAUAGGUGGUGCCCUCCACUUACAUCCCCAGGUGGUGCCCUCCACUUGCAUCCCCAGGUGGUGCCCUCCACUUACAUCCCCAGGUGGUGCCCUCCACUUACAUCCCCAGGUGGUGGCCUCCACUUACAUCCCUAGGUGGUGCCCUCCACUUACAUCCCCAGGUGGUGCCCUCCACUUGCAUCCCCAGGUGGUGCCCUCCACUUACAUCCCCAGGUGGUGCCCUCCACUUACAUCCCCAGAUGGUGCCCUCCACUUACAUCCCCAGAUGGUGCCCUCCACUUACAUCCACAGGUGGUGCCCUCCACUUACAUCCUCAGGUGCGCCCACUAUUUACAUGUCAAGGUUACCCGCUACGCACCCAAGUGGUACCAUAUAUACCCAAAAUCUACCAGGGCUAGUAGUUCUUGCACUAAAUUAGAUCACAUUUCAGAAGUGUAACAUUAUAACUAAAAUAAAAAUAUUAAGUUAAAUAAAUAUCAUUAGCAACGAAGGACCGUGGUUCAAAUAUAAAUCCUGGACACAGCUGCUGUUUAGCAAGUAGUCGCGCCGAGGUGUUCCUGUGUGACAUUUCUCCAACUUCGUGUAUAUCCAGAGAAAGACUUUAAAUGCAAUCUUAGUCAAAGAGCAUGAGCCGCUUGCUGAGAUCGCGCAUCUCAUUCUCCAGCAUGUGAAUGGUGGUCGUGAGCUUCAUGUUCUCUUCCUCCAGGCUUAGGACUCUCAGGGCCACCAGCUCCUCCUUGGUUCGCCUGGCCUCGCGCGACCGUUUGGCACUCUCGUUGUUCUUUCUGCGCUUCUCGGUGUAGGCGUUGUCGGGCUUAGCACCGCCUCUGGUCGUGUCGUCACUUCCGGAAUUCGAGGGCUGGUCCUGAGGGUUGGAGGCCGUUGAGCAUUCGGAGUAGGAUCGUUCCGUCGGUCGUCUCUUUGAGGGCAGUGACCCUGAGGUGGCAGAGGAGGGCGAGUGAGCAGACGCGGGGCUCAGACUCGCACUCAGGACUGAGCAGCUGUCGUCGAUAUCUUCCUCUUUUUUAAUCGGGCACUGAAAGGUUUGGACUGCCGAACUUUUGUUUUCAUCUUCUUUUUUGAUCGGGUAACGGUAAGACAUGUUCACCGAGCCUGCUGGCCUUUCCGUUGGAAUGCUGGAAGAUGAAGACACGCCUAUUUGAUACUGCUGUGACAGGCUGAGCAUGUGUUGCUGAUAAGCGAGGUUCAUGGCGCCUGGCGACAUGCGGGAUGUCGAAGGUCCGGCCUGAAUGCUGCCGGGGUAGGAGGCGUUGUCUGGGGACGAGGAGGCGGCGGCCGCCUGCUGAAGGCUGCUGGGAUAGGAGGCGUUGUCUGAUGAUGCGGCAACGGCCUGCUGGUGAACGCUGUGGUACGAUGUGUAGCCUGAUGACGAUGGCACCAUCGGCUGCUGGCUGCCUCGAAAAGAUGUUAAGCUGGCGUUUAAGGAAACGGGCUGUUGAAGGCUGUUUGGAAAGGAUGUCAUGCUAGGAGUGGAGUCCUGCUGAAGGCUGCCGGGAAAGGAAGACAUGGUGACGUCAAACAACAUGGAUAGUGGUUCAUGCAACCCUGUCAAGCUACUUGAUGACGCAUUCCUCACCAUGCUUCUAGUGGGCAGCAUGAAGUUUGAUGUCAGUCCAUGACCAGUUCCUGUGCUACCCAGGUUCAAAUCCUCACGUAGGGAUUCUCCAAUGAGAGAAGAGCUGUCCAUGUCAAGGUCAUCGUAUCCGUAGGGAUGAACUUGUGGAUCUGUGUUGAGCAUGGAGUUUGCUACGUCCUGCUGGGGCAACCUAUAAUCGCGUGAGAACCCUUGUUGAUGGGCAUGAGAAACGUGACCAGCCACUUGCUGUCGCUGUUGUUCAGCUAAUGCUAGAGGCUGCUGCUGGUGGAAAUCCUGACGCUGCUGUUGUUGGGAUUGCUGCUGUUGGUUGAUUUGUUGCUGUCGCUGCUGCAUGAAGUCUGACAGUGACGUGGGCAUACUGCUGUUUAUGGAAUCAGAUCUGGGGUCUAGGAACAGGAGACUGGAAGAUGGAAGCUCCGGAUUGUAGUAUUUAAACGGUCGCUCACCCUCCAGGACUCGAAUGUUGUUUAUGGGUCUCCCCUUAGACAUGGUUGUGUGUCUUGAAUAGCCACAUAAGACACUGUCAGGCUUACGAAUUCUUGAUAGUCAAUCUGUGGAAGUAAAAGAAACCAGAAGAUUGUUUUUUUUUUGCGAAUGGAAGAAUAAUUUGUGAUCAAAUGAAGUUAUACGUGUUUUAAAAAAUCUACCAAAUUAACAAAGGUCAGUGUUGUUCAAUGUUGGUCAAUGUUGGUCAGUGUUGGUCAAUGUUGGUUAAAAGUUGGUCAGUUUUGGGCAGUAGUUUUCUUAGUGUAAGUCCCGGCAAUCAAAGCAUAUGUCAUGGCAGAUUAUUAGUUCCAGUGACGGUGUGAGGAAUACAGGACCAAAAGAACCCGCUCUUGAGAGGAAUUGGGGGGGGGGGGAUAAAAAGAUGUUUUUCCUUUAGACUUCCUUUGUUAUGGUGGUCAGGUCGUUUGGAAAUCUUCCCUUCUUAUUCGGGCCAUUGCACACGAGAUAGGAGCCCUUGCACUCGGCAUGGGAGUCAAUGCACAUAACAUGGUGGUCCUUGUACAUGUCAUUGUGGCCUUUGCACAUAACAUUGGGUCUCAUACACAUAACAUUUGGGACCCUUGCACAUAACAUUUGGGACCCUUGCACAUAACAUUUGGGACCCUUGCACAUAACAUUAGGGCUCUUGCACAUAACAUGGGGACCCUAGCACAUGACAUAAAGUGAUCAAGUUACAUGAUUAAGAUUGUGUUGGAUGGCCUCGGGUUGGUCUAUAUGGAACGAUUCUUCAUCCAUGGGCUAGCUCCCUAACUAUAUGCAACUUAGUUUAGUAGGAAUAAUUAAUAUUUGCCAUGGUGAGGAGGGGAUAUCAUAGUUCUAUAGUUGAUCUAUUUCAGUUAUCCAAUGAGGUUGCCUGUUUUUCUGGUUGUGUGUGCGUGUGUGGGGAAAAAGGAGGGGGGGGGGAGUGAUCUGAAGGCCAAAGUCCAGGUUAAAAAAUGUUGGGAUUCCUUCUUUGGAUGUUGGAUUAAUUAAAUACCGGUACGAAAUAAUAAAAAAUUACAAAAUAAACGACUUCAACAAAAAAAAAUGUCUUCAACUGUUCAAUAUCUACAAGGUUAUACAAUUCCAGGCCAGAGUGGAUGGGCUCAACAUAUUUUUUUAAAUAAAAUACAUUUUGUUGUGUGCAAGUACCGUGCAUUGAUCAAUAAUAUGUAUAUUUAAGAAAUAUGUCGAAUCCACUAACAGUUUAAGCCUGUUAACAAGGAACGAAGUAUAGCGGUCAAUGGUGUAACGACACAUUAUGGCGCCCGAGGGCGAACUUUGAGUUUGGUCCCCCCCCCACCCCUCCCCAACACCGAAAAUGUAGUGCUUUUGGAAAAUGAAACCUGGAAAUAAUGAACCUUGAAAUAGCACUAACCCCGAAACGUAAUAAUUUUGAAACACUAGCUGAACCUUCCAAUAGCACCACUUUUGGUUAGGUUACAAGGGUUUGAGACAUAUUCUGUUUUCAUUUAAAGAAACGAAGUGGCUAUUCGAACCCGACUACCAGAAGUCAGAGGUUUAGAUUUUUUUUUACAUUUCAGGAAAGAUAAUUGAAUGGACUCUAUGUUUGUAAACUUAAAAUGAGGCAUCAAAUGAAAGAUAAUUGAAUGGACUCUAUGUUUGUAAACUUAAUUCUUCAGUUUAACUUAAAUAAACUACCACAAAUGACAUCCGAAUAGCACCGAGUCAAAAUGGACCCGGACACACAUCACCGCUAUUCGGUGCCUUCCUACUCCACUGACAGCGGAACUGUUGGUUUCCCCAGCUCGUAAGCCGUUUCUGACUAAAUUCAUUCUAUCUUCUUCUUUUCUAGUUUCAAUUGAUCUAUGAAGGCUAUUUUCAAAUGUUAUUUUACAACAGAAUAGCUUGCCACCUACUUUUUUUUUCAAUUUAGUUUGGUUCCAAAAUUAUGUUUCUUGUCUCUUAACUAGACUCCAGUAAAAUGGUUAGUACCAUUUAAAACUGACCCACUAAUCUAAAUAACUUCAUAUUUCACGGUAACGUCAUCCAACCCAUGUUUACGCAGUCAAACCAUGACAACCACGAAGGAUAUGAAAGCGGAUACGAUUACGAUAUCAACCAACCCGCCACCCCAUUUGCCCUUGUCUCUCCCAAAAUAAACCUUUUUUUUUUUCCCCUGGUGGUCGCACGGCCAAUGUCUUUUGACUGGUCUGUCUACUAAACUAUGCCUUAGAAUUAGAAGAUUAACAAAUAAAAAAAUAAUAAUUUAACUCCAGGUAUUUAAUGUUACUAAGACUCCAAACGGUUCAAGCUAAUCAAACCUCAAAACCCGAUCGUAAAAAUAGAAAUAUGUUUUACGUGUCGCCAGAGUGUCAGUAAAUGUGGGAUAUGUAAAUAAGAGGAUUGGUUACGAAGAGAUGCAAGUUAUACAAAUUGUUAAUGUUUAGUUUAAAUUUUCGACAAAUUUCUUUUUGAAAUCACUAUUUUGUGUCACAAUCACUAUUUCGUGUUACAAUCACUAUUUUGUGUCACAAUCACUAUUUCGUGUUACAGCAUUAUGCGUUCAAAAAGAAAUUUGACGAAACUUUGAUCGUGUGAACGCCACUGGGAUCACUUGAUGUAUCGGUAACAGUUUUAAGUUAUUUCACAGAUCAUGUCUUUGAAUAAUUAUUUUGGUCGUAAAAAUCUGGUUCUUUACUGACAUCCAUAACCAAGGUAAAGAAUAAAUGCUAUCUGACCUAAAGUGCAACUAACAACUAAUAUUACCGGUACUAGUACCGGUACAAGACCUAACUUCUGACUAUGAGACUAUAAUACAGAUUAUACAGUGUAACUAUUGACAUUUUCCGAAAGGUGUCUGAAGCCUAACAGUUAAUUCUAUGAUGGGUGGGAUAUUUCAGUCGCACUUAGUCAGUCCCUUAGUUUAACAUUGCAUGUCUUUGUUAUGUAGUACAACGCCGUAUUAAAUCCAGACCCAUGGUUAAAUGUUGUACUGAGUACGGUACUUCAUUGUUAAUUCAACGAUUAUAUUUUUUUCAGUGCCACUAAUGUAGUGGUGUUAAUCAUAAUGUAGAGGCCUAACGUGAAAGUUGUGACCAAAAACCCCUCUAAGGUCUAAAAAGUGACGUCAGUGCAACAUUGACCGUUCUUUAAUCACUGAAAUGAAUGAACCGAUGUAAUCCAAAGAUUCAUAACCACUCAUUCAUUUGAUGAGACGUUGGAAGCAUAAAGGCUGCCAUUGUAUAGAAUUAUGUUUACACCCGUGGUCAGUUCGCGUUGCUCAAAAUUCACGGCUUUGUCAACGCUAAAAUUCAAAAGUGUCUUUAAAAGCUAAGGAACAAUUGUAUUGAUGUUCAGCUAGUCGCCAUUGUGUAACACUCAAUGAUCGUUCCAACCAUUUUAAAUCGCGCAACUCGUGUAUAGAUCAUUGGUCUUCGUUGGCCGAGCGAACAACGAGGGUAUUUUUCUUUCUGCAGUUUUCUUUUCCGCUUUCUCCUUGUCUUAACACUUGGUUCCCGAAACACGAUUCUUAUUAACACAAACGACUCCUUACAUCAGAGGUGAGUUAGGUAACAUCACAACAAAGGAAACCGAUGACGAUGGCGUUGAUGUAAGCUGAACGAUGAGUAAGGUAAUGACUGUGUAAAGAUGUAAUAAGAGUUACCUGGCAGUGAUGAGACCGGUCCUCCCAGCGGCUGUUGCACACUAUUCGCUAACCUUACCCAACGCCCGGGUCCCGUGUUAGACGUUCUGCCGCAAUAGCCCUCGCUGUUAUGUGGAGGGAACAAAAAUGACCGCUGGUCAGCGCGUAUAAAAAUCGCCACUUUCAAUAGAGAGGGGGGAGGGAUUACCCGCUCCCAAUAGUUCCCCCUCCACCCCCACCCCAUCGCCAUGCUUUGUUGUAGGCUGUAGGUAUUACAAUCGGAGAUAUUGUCUACCUACCACCGCACCCUCCCACAAACUAGAUCACAUUUGCAAUGAAUUGCGUUGUUGUUGAGCCAGACCGUUGAUAUAUACUCAACAAUGACGCCCAAUCAUCGUUAGUGACCAACCGGUGCUAGUAAAUAGGAAGGUGCUAGUACAUAGGAAGGUGCUAGUACAUAGGAAGGUGCUAGUACAUAGGAAGGUGCUAGUACAUUGGAAGGUGCUAGUACAUUGGAAGGUGCUAGUACAUGGGAAGGUGCUAGUACAUAGAAAGGUGCUAGUACAUAGAAAGGUGCUAGUACAUGGGUAGGUGCUAGUACAUGGGAAGGUGCUAGUACAUGGGAAGGUGCUAGUAUAUGGGAAGGUGCUAGUACGAAGGUGCUAGUACAUAGGAAGGUGCUAGUAUAUGGGAAGGCUUACAUUUCAACGUUCUCCUGUGCUUUUUGUUCGUUGUUAAUAUUUUCCAAUGACCAACCAAGACCUUGGCUCAUGAACUGGUAGAGAACAGUGGCAGAGGUGUAGCCAUCACAUUGACUCUCAUUUUAAUCUAAUUUUAUACUUCAAAAAAGAUCAAUUUACAAUUGCAAAAUAUUCUGGUCAGUGGCGUAGCUACGGUUGGUGCCGCCCGUUGAGGGCCAAGCUUCUUGACGCCCCUGUCCACGAAACAACUUUGCAUUUGGCCGAAAGUGAAAGUGCCGCGUGUCAGUAUCAAGAACCAAGUGCCGCCCCUCAGCAACCACUCCCAGUCCAUCAAAAUGGCCCAUCUCUGUAGAAGUAGAAGUUGAAAUGGUCGUAAACUGAGACAUCCGUUACGAUGACAUCAGUUACCAUGACAUCCGUUACCAUGACAUCCAUUACGAUGCUUAUUUUGGGUUGCGUUCGGUCGUUGUUGUUAAAUUAUGUUUUUUAUUCAAUGUCCCUUUCAAGUAUUUCCUAUGACCAAGUGUACCAUAUUCUUUUUAGAGAUUUAUUAAUCCAUUUUCACUGGAGUCAACCAAUCAGAUAUGUUAGUAAGUAGUACUAUCGAUUGUACCGGUAGGUCAUGUUAGGCCUACAAUUUGUAAAUUUGUAAAAUUGCAACUCCGAUUUCGAACAUGUUAAGUGAUAAGUCUUCUAGGUGAAUCUGAGAGGCGUGAAAACAUGGCCUCAUGUCAGCCACAUCUUUCAGCUCGUAUGACAAUGAAUAUCAUGAUUUAAUCUUCAGUGACCUUCACUGGUUACAAUGACAGCCCACUUCUUCUUUUUCUUAUUUUGUGAAAAUUAUUGUUGUUUGCAAUUCUUUUUUUUUUUUCAUUUCAAUAUAAUUCCAUUGAGCCCUCAAUAUCCCCUUAGUUGGGGUUAGAGGUCACCUUUGUGACGUCUUGUCUUCUGGAGCACGCCAUCAAAGAAUUGCUCAACAUUUCCAGUUCAAGAUUAUAAUUAGACAUGUAAUAACAGAAACAACGGUAGACAUGUCGAAAAUGUAGUGGACACGUGCGCUACUGGGCCAUUGCACCCAUGAACACAUUUCCCGCGUCUUGAAGGGUACGUAGAGAAAGCGGUGUACCUCCCUGUUGGCCGUAUUUGGGUCAGUGGAACUGUGUGUGUGUGUUUGACAGGCUAAGUAAAUAAGUCUGUGUGUGUUGGUCAAGGGCCGAUGCGAUACACGCAGAGCUUGGCAUGUUGUAGUCCGUUAUCUCAACAGCUGGUCCCGUCCAUGGCUGAUUGAAUCACACCGGGUCAUUCUUGCGUAACGUUACGUACAGGCCAGCGUGACACGAGGCUCAGGGGCUCUUUCAUGGCACAAGGGACCGUCUCAUAGUGGCCAGGGAGUUCUCGCAGUGGAGACUUUGGAGUCAUGAAGUGUAGAGCAUUCUUUCAGUUCACUAUAAAAAAAAUCUUUCUUUGACUUUUAAAUAAUUUCCUAAAAAAUAAUUUCCUGAAAAUGAAUUUUGAAAUAAUUCAUUUUAUUUUCAUCCACUUAAAAUAAGUAGUGAAGGAAGCGAGGUGCGGCAACAAUGAUAUCAAUGAAAUAGUGAAACGAGGUAUGUGGAAGCUUGAAAUAAGGUAACAGGACAAAAAUUAUAUCAAUAGUAUGAAUAAAUCAUAGAAUUCAAUGUGUGAUUAUAAUAUGUAUUCAGAAUACAAAUAACAAACACAUAUUUAAUCCCAAGCGAGAACCGAACCACGUUCCUAAUGGGCCGUCUCUUACUUCCAUUGACCGAUAUUUAUAAUACCAAACAUUUCUAUGGACUUACAAAUAAAUCUACGGUUAAUUUAAAAUUGUUUUUUCCGUGACUUUGUAUCUGCUACAAUUAAUUGUGACGUGUUUACUUGUGACUUUAUUUUCUGUGACUUUAUUUUUGUGACUUUAUUCCGCCCACCCACGAAAACUCCGUUAACGACAUGUCAAUUGUUACUUUGAGACGACCCCCUCCGUAAACUAGGGUCAAUCCCUUGACGUAACAUUGCGUGUUAUAACGCCGACCAACGUUUAGUGAGACGCGAGUGACGUAGGAAAAGAUGUGAUUGGUCAGUCGAUGGUUUGGGGGGGGGGGGAAUCACACGAUGGUCAGUCAGUCCAACUGAUGGUCAGUUAGUUCAACGUAGGGUCACUUUUUUUCCUUGCAACUGCUAGUCCUUUGGUCAGUUUUCCUCAAACUAAUUUUGCGAACCACUUAAUUAAACUUAGACUUAGAUUUUAUUUCAUAUCAAGCACGUAUCUAAAUGUAAUCAUUCUAAUACACAUUAAGAGAAUUGUUGGCCCUGGAACUAUGUCACACAUUAAGAGAAUUGUUGGCCCUGGAACUAUGUCACACAUUAAGAGAAUUGUUGGCCCUGGAACUAUGUCACACAUUAAGAGAAUUGUUGGCCCUGGAACUAUGUCACACAUUAAGAGAAUUGUUGGCCCUGGAACUAUGUCACACAUUAAGAGAAUUGUUGGCCCUGGAACUAUGUCACACAUUAAGAGAAUUGUUGGCCCUGGAACUAUGUCACACAUUAAGAGAAUUGUUGGCCCUGGAACUAUGUCACACAUUAAGAGAAUUGUUGGCCCUGGAACUAUGUCACACAUUAAGAGAAUUGUUGGCCCUGGAACUAUGUCACACAUUAAGAGAAUUGUUGGCCCUGGAACUAUGUCACACAUUAAGAGAAUUGUUGGCCCUGGAACUAUGUCACACAUUAAGAGAAUUGUUGGCCCUGGAACUAUGUCACACAUUAAGAGAAUUGUUGGCCCUGGAACUAUGUCACACAUUAAGAGAAUUGUUGGCCCUGGAACUAUGUCACACAUUAAGAGAAUUGUUGGCCCUGGAACUAUGUCACACAUUAAGAGAAUUGUUGGCCCUGGAACUAUGUCACACAUUAAGAGAAUUGUUGGCCCUGGAACUAUGUCACACAUUAAGAGAAUUGUUGGCCCUGGAACUAUGUCCACAGCGGCAGCUAAUAAAAGUUUUAGAACGUGAAGUUUUUGAGCUGAGCUCUCAGAUUUCUGGCUACAGUUACACUGUCUGCCCCUCUUUCUGGCUACAGUUACACUGUCUGCCCCUCUUUCUGGCUACAGUUACACUGUCUGCCCCUCUUUCUGGCUACAGUUACACUGUCUGCCCCUCUUUCUGGCUACAGUUACACUGUCUGCCCCUCUUUCUGGCUACAGUUACACUGUCUGCCCCUCUUUCUGGCUACAGUUACACUGUCUGCCCCUCUUUCUGGCUACAGUUACACUGUCUGCCCCUCUUUCUGGCUACAGUUACACUGUGUGCCCCUACAAGUUAGACCCAAAAAUGACAUGGAUGUUUUCAAUUUAAUUUGGAAAGAAUGAGAUUUGAAAUUGUGUGGGUUUUUUUAUGAACCCGACCCAAACACAAUGAUUGAGCCCAUAAUAACCCGUCGCUCGUCCACUGUUUGAGAUGUGUCCACUGAAUAUACCCGGCCUGGUCAGUCAGGCGAAGGUCCAGUAAGAAUCGUAGAUGACGUCAAGUACUUGACUGUAUUCAAGUGUAUUCUUAAUGACCAAUGGCCAAGAGAACAGUAAUCAAUAAUAACCAUAUCACUACUUGUGAAGGAUACCUUGACCCAUGGACCCGGAGAGGUCAAAGUGACAUGUUUCGAUCACGACCAGUGCAGAUGGUGGAUUCAAUUUAAAACUAGGUUUUGGAAAGCAUGGAAAUACUUAGUCAAACUUUGACAAUUGGUUUGUGACAUUUUGGGGGAUUUUUUUGUUUUUGUUUUUGAAUUGUAGGAAAAAGUCACAGGAAAAAAUCACAUAAAAAUGUCACAUAAAAAAUCACAGUAAAACUUUUUAUUAACCUUAAAUCUUAAUUUUAUUUUAUGUUUAAGUCGAUAUAAAUAUUUAUAACAGACUAAAUGUCAGAAAAUGGAACCAAAAAUUCACAGGAAUAAACUUAACAGUCAAGUCUGAAAGGAGCGCACUGGUCAAUUUUAUCAAAUGAGUAAAUCCAAGUGGGGUUAAACCUGACAAAAGGAACGCACCAAAACAACGAACAUGUCGGCAGUCUCUCCCCUUAUUACCCUGGUCAAUUUUAACAAGAUUGGCAGAUUGGGGAACACAUGAAAUUUUAUCUUUCGGUCCAAGGCCGCUUUGACCACAUUGAGACCAUCGAUGCUUUGCCGGGACAGUGUUAUCACUAAACUAGUACCACAAUGUCAUACCUUUGGCUGUCCUUUGAUUCCUUUACGAUGUGGGGGGGGGGGGAAUCGGAGGCGGAUCCUUUUUUUCAGUCACAAACAGACACGUAACAGAAGAGCACCCCCCCCCCCGCCCCCCUGGGGGGGGGGGGAAUCGGAGGCGGAUCCUUUUUUUCAGUCACACACAGACACGUAACAGAAGAGCACCCCCCCCCCCGGCCCCCGAGCGAGAAUCGAUUGUAGUUGUUGGCAAAGAGUCACAGGGAAAAACAAAGUCAGACAAAAAGUCAUAGAUAAAGUGAAACAAUUUGUUGUAUGUUUAUAAAUUCUUAUGUGUCAGUGUUUAUGAAAUGAUAUUUGUAAGUCCAUAUGUAUGUUUAUUUACAGAAAAACAGAAAUAGAAAUAACAGUAGCUUGUUCCAAUCGAAAUGUUUUAUUCUUUGCUUGGGAUUAAAUGUGUUUUUUAUUUAUAUUAUAUAUAGGCAUAGCUCACACAUUUAAUACUAUGAUUUAUUAUAACACAGCUAUACAUGCGUGUAUGUGAUAUUUGUAUUAUGUGUACAUAUUUUACACAUUUAAUUCUAUGGAUUCAAAAUUAUUUGCAUUGUUAUGCAUGAAGCCACUGUAUACUUUCAUGACAAAUUGAAUAAAAUAAAUGCUAAUAAGCGAUUGGGUAGAGAUUAAGUAAGCUCUCGCCCAAAAGGAUUGUGAUUGGAUUCUCGCCUCUGAUCUCACCGACACAUCUCACCUAGGCAGGAAGGAAUCAAAGGACAGGAAAGGGCAUUGCAAUGUGGUACUAGUUGACUGAUAGUUCUAUCCAGACAAAGCACAAGCAGUCUCAAUGUGGUCUAUGCGGCUUUUGACAAAAAAGAUAUAAACAUUCAUAUGUUCCUCAAUGUUAUAAGAAUUUAUUUAAUUCAUGAUAUUAUCGCUUGUAUUGAAAUAAACAUUUACAUGAAUAUGACUGACUAUGAGCUUAUGGGAAUUUUCACCGAAUGAUAAAGAAUUUUUUUGUUUUAUGAUUUGUUACUUUAAAACUUAUCUAUUAUCAAACUUUAUUUUUCUUGUCACUUUUUUCCUAGCAAAAUUUGUGACUUUUAUUACGAUCCCCCGAAAGUCAAAUGACAAUCCUUUUGGGCGAGAGCUUAAUCUCUGCUCAAUCGCUUACUACCAUUUAUUGUUAUUCAAUCUGUAACUUUCGUGUUCAUUGGCUUCACGCAUGACAAUGUAACUACUUAUGAACAAAUCAUAGAAUUGAAUGUGUCAUUAUAAUUUAUAAUAUGUAGUCUAGACUUCACACAAAUAUGAAAUCCGUUGCGAGAAUCAAAGCACGUGCCUAAUGAGACGUGUCUUACUUCUAAAUACCGGUACCGAUAUGUAGUCUAUAAUAAAUAUUUAGAUCUAUGUGGACUUAAAAAUAAAAUUAUUUUUUUUUCUGUGACUUUUUUCCUCGUGACUUUUUUGUUGUAUUAUUUUUAAAGGCAUGGCUGCAGCUUGUUUCUUAAUCCAGUGAUUGAAACGAUUACAAGUAUUCGAGUAUAUUAAGUAUUCGUCAUCCUGACAAGGUGGUCCUAAUCUCAAAAUGCUAAUCUGAUUACCAUGCUCCUCAUACGCUCAGCGUAAACUUCAAUUCGACUCCAUUGGUCUCCACGAUGUCCUCUGCCUCUUUGGCUGGUAUCAAUGGAUUUCAUGGCACGGUCUGAUCAGACGUUAGGUGUGGGACAACUUUAUUGUGGCUGACCUCCCUUUUUUCAUGCGGUGGCCGUACCAAAGCGGAUCGUUAUCAAAGGCGGGUUUAAAAACGACCCACCCAUCCAGUGGCGUAGCUAGGGUUAGUGUCGCACCCUUUAACCAAUCAAAAUAUCUGCAGUUAUCCGAAAAAAAAUUUUUGUUUGAAGGGACGGCACACCUUGGCACUAAUCAUAGCUACACCUUUGCUACUGAUGUGUGAUGAUAUCCCAGGCUUUGCUACUGAUGUGUGAUGAUAUCCCAUGCUUUGCUACUGAUGUGUGAUGAUAUCACAUGCCUGGCUACUGAUGUGUGAUGUUAUCCCAUGCUUUGCUACUAGUGUGUGAUGAUAUCCCAGGCUUUGCUACUGAUGUGUGAGGAUAUCACAGGCUUUGCUACUGAUGUGUCAUGAUAUCCCAUGCUUUGCUACUAGUGUGUGAUGAUAUCCCAGGCUUUGCUACUGAUGUGUGAUGAUAUCCGAUACUUUGCUACUGAUGUGUGAUGAUAUCCCAUGCUUUGCUACUGAUGUGUGAUGAUAUCCCAUGCUUUGCUACUGAUGUUUGAUGAUAUCCCAUGCUUUGCUACUGAUGUUUGAUGAUAUCCCAUGCUUUGCUACUGAUGUUUGAUGAUAUCCCAUGCUUUGCUGCUGAUGUUUGAUGAUAUCCCAUGCUUUGCUACUGAUGUUUGAUGAUAUCCCAUGCUUUGCUACUGAUGUUUGAUGAUAUCCCAUGCUUUGCUACUGAUGUGUGAUGAUAUCCCAUGCUUUGCUACUGAUGUUUGAUGAUAUCCCAUGCUUUGCUACUGAUGUUUGAUGAUAUCCCAUGCUUUGCUACUGAUGUUUGAUGAUAUCCCAUGCUUUGCUGCUGAUGUUUGAUGAUAUCCCAUGCUUUGCUACUGAUGUUUGAUGAUAUCCCAUGCUUUGCUACUGAUGUUUGAUGAUAUCCCAUGCUUUGCUACUGAUGUUUGAUGAUAUCCCAUGCUUUGCUACUGAUGUUUGAUGAUAUCCCAUGCUUUGCUACUGAUGUUUGAUGAUAUCCCAUGCUUUGCUACUGAUGUUUGAUGAUAUCCCAUGCUUUGCUGCUGAUGUUUGAUGAUAUCCCAUGAUGCUUUGCUACUGAUGUUUGAUGAUAUCCCAUGCUUUGCUACUGAUGUUUGAUGAUAUCCCAUGCUUUGCUACUGAUGUUUGAUGAUAUCCCAUGCUUUGCUGCUGAUGUUUGAUGAUAUCCCAUGAGCUCGUAGAUAACGCAUUGAUAAGAUUAGUGACUAAAAAAACAGGUUUAUUUCACUUACGAUGUCCUCCCAACAACUAUUGAACCCAGCUCCCUCCCAACCACUAUUGAACCCAGCUCCCUUCCAACCACUAUUGAACCCAGCUCCUUCCCAACCACUAUUGAACCCAGCUCCUUCCCAACCACUAUUGAACCCAGCUCCCUCCCAACCACUAUUGAACCCAGCUCCCUCCCAACCACUAUUGAACCCAGCUCCCUCCCAACCACUAUUGAACCCAGCUCCCUCCCAACCACUAUUGAACCCAGCUCCCACAUUUGAUCUUUAAAAUCGCAGUCAGUAAUCUCUCAUCAGUGUCUGGUUAUCUCAUCUCUCAUUUAAAAUACUCAUGUGCCACUGUCGGUAGAGUAAUAGUCAAUGGUUUACAAUAGUCAAUGGUGUAUAAUAGUCAAUUGUUUACAAUACAAUGGUCAAUGGUGUACAAUAGUCAAUUCUUUACAAUGGUCAAUGGUGUACAAUAGUCAAUUGUUUACUAUGGUUAAUGGUGUAUAAUAGUAAAUGGUGUACAAUGGUCAAUAGUGUACAAUGACCAAUGGUGUACAAUGGUAUAUCUUGUACAAUAGUCAACGAUGUACAAUGGUCAAUGGUGUACAAUAGUCAAUUGUUUACAAUGGUUAAUGAUGUAUAAUAGUCAAUGGUGUACAAUGGUCAAUGGGGUACAAUGGUCAAUGGGUACAAGGUCAAUGGUGUACAAUAAUCAAUGGGGUAUAAUAAUCAAUGGUGUACAAUGGUCAAUGGUGUACAAUGGUCAACAGUGCACUCACCUAUAAGGACCAACACAAGCUGUCCACCCAAUUGCAACUGUUCAACAUGUUAGUUCUCUGAAAAGUGUAUAAUGUGUCUAUGAAUCAAAGGCGCUGACAUCAAGAUUACCAUACAUCCCCCCCUCCCCAACUGCUGGCUUUCCUCCACAUGUCCAGAGCGAGUUCAAGCACGAUAUUAAGUUUGAGAGUUUGCAGAUGAUUGAAAUGAUUGUUGAACAAUAUUGAGUCGUUUGCAAGAUUCGCGUGUUCCACAAACCUGGUGAGAUAUACGUUUGUACCGCAGUGGCUACUUGUAUUGUAAUAAUACUUGUAAUAAUACAUGUAAUCAUACUUGUAUUGUAAUAAUACUUGUAAUGUAAUAAUACUUGUAAUAAUAUUUAUAAUAAUUUUUUUACCAGUAAUAAUACUUGAGCCGAAAUAAACUCAAAUGUUAUUAUAUUUUAGUUUUGUAAGUCUGUUAUUGUUUUUUGUCCCCCCCAGACAUUCCGCCUGCCACUGGGUCUCAAAUAUGACUGUCCAUCCCCAACGACAUGGAUGUUGGUGGCUGAUUCUCUUUUCGUGGUCCUGGCCGUUGGACUUCCCGUGGCCCGCCAAAAUCGUAAGUUUGGUAGGAAGAAAGCCUCAACAAUCUUACAUGAAUAAUGAGAUGGGUUGAUGUAAUACGAGUGGAGUCUGUAUCCUUAGCCACCAUUGUAAGGUUAAGUGUUCUGCUAUUUUACAUUGUAAAAGCAGGCCUGGAUACAAGUAGGUCAGGUGAUCCAUUAUCUUACAUUAUCAAUGUAGGCCUAGAUUACUAGAAAUAAGUAAUUGGUCCACUAUCUUACAUUGUAAUUGUAGGCCAAGAUAUAAGAAAUAGGUGGUCCACUAUCUUACUUUGUAAAUGUGGUCCUAGAUAUAAGAAAUAGGUGGUACACUAUCUUACAUUGUAAAUGUAAGCUUAGAUGUAAGUAGAUGCUCUACUAUCUUAAAGUGUAAAUGCAGGCCUAGAUAUGAGAAAUAGGUGGUCCACUAUCUUACAUUGUAAAUUUAGGCUGAGAUGUAAGUAGUUGCUCCACGAUCUUACAUUGUAAAUGCAGGCCCAAGUGAUACUCGCUCUGAGAGCAGAAGAGUCAAUUAAAAGUAGAUUUACUGUUUCGCUGUUACUUUAAUCGUGAUUCACUAUUCACUAUUCCACUGCUCACUAUUCAGUAUUCCAGUUCUCACUGUCUCACUAGCCCACUGUUCACAGGGUGGCUCAAAAAUUGAGAAUUACACUGUUGUUUGAAAUGAUGGCAGUGGAGAAUUUAGAAUGUUUUUAUGUGAGUUAAGAGUUGACAGAUUUUGCCAGGUUUUAGCCAUGAGUAACUGGGGCCAGACACAAAGAAAUCUUCUUUCUUUAAGUGUUAAUAUCUACAGAUGUUUCCUAGACAUUUGUUUUUAAAGAUGAAGAUGAAAAUGUUAAUUUCAAGAUGAAUUAUUUGGUCUAAAUUAAUAACCUGUCAUUUGCCUUUCAGGUAAAUCCUUUCAGUCCAUGUGGGGGGAACUGGCCGGAUUGUUUGAAGACUUCUUAUUCUCUCAGCAGUGAGUUGGACAGCGUUUUGCUGCUUGAUUUAAUUUGAUUGCUAUUCAGACUGAUAGAUUUAUCUCCUAUCACACUAUCAAUCAACUAUUCACUUAACAAUAUCCACUCACUUAUCUUAUUGGACACAAUGCCACUAAGAUUCCCAUUAAAAGUAUUUAACUUUGGCACCCAUAGUUUAUAUAUUAUCACUGGAACCUCCAAUUGAUACAAAAAUACAGGCUCCCCCCCAGAUACAAAUAACGGUUGCACACCCAGUUUAUAAAUAAACACUGCCACCCCAAGUUCAUAUAUAAACACUGCCACCCCAAGUUCAUAUAUAAACACUGCCACCCCAAGUUCAUAUAUAAACACUGCCACCCCAAGUUCAUAUAUAAACACUGCCACCCCAAGUUCAUAUAUAAACACUGCCACCCCGAGUUCAUAUAUAAACACUGCCACCCCAAGUUCAUAAUAAACACCGCCACCCCAAGUUCAUAUACAAACACUGCCACCCCAAGCUCAUUCCCAAGUUAAAAAAUAAACACUGCCACCCCAAGUUCAUAUAUAAACACUGCCACCCCAAGUUAAAAAUAAACACUGCCACCCCAAGUUCAUAUAUAAACACUGCCACCCCAAGUUCAUAUAUAAACACUGCCACCCCAAGUUCAUAAAUAAACACUGCCACCUCUUGUUCACAUCUUAACACUGACCCUAAUCCACAGCUCAUGUCCACCAACUCUUUCUGUGGAAGACUUCCAGCGAGACGAGUCAUUCGACUGCCGUGUGGUUAAUCUCAUUCGUGAUGACAUACUGCCCCAUGCCGGACACCUGCCCCCUGACUUCAUGGUCAAGGUCAUGGAUAUCCUGAAUAGAGGAUCCAUACACUCAACAACAUCUGACUGUUUCGUUGGUAGGUGGCAUAAUAAUAUUAACCUGAUGGUUUCCCCCAAUGACUUUGUUCCAGUUAUGGUCUUAGCUCUAACAUCUGUUAUAAAGAACACAUAUUUUUCCCAUUUACCGACAUAUACAACUCCAAUGGGCUUAUAAUAAAAUGUAUUCAAUAAGAGCUAAUCAUUGUUUUAUCUUGUAUGUGAAUUAUAAUCAUUGUUUUAUCUUGUAUGUGAAUUAUAAUCAUUGUUUUAUCUUGUAUGUGAAUUAUAAUCAUUGUUUUAUCUUGUAUGUGAAUUAUAAUCAUUGUUUUAUCUUGUAUGUGAAUUAUAAUCAUUGUUUUAUCUUGUAUGUGAAUUAUAAUCAUUGUUUUAUCUUGUAUGUGAAUUAUUUUAAUGUAAAAUUUAUGCAAACCCCACCACCCCCUUUCCAAAUUCCCCCAUUUCCGCAGCAGACACAGAAUCCAGCCGGAAGUUGAGGGAAGAUUUUGCCAGGACGUGUUUUGAGACCCUGCUCCAGUUUUCCUUUGUCAGUGACACUGUGUCUGAGCAAGGUCAGCUAACACGUCUCGCUGUCAUGUCACUACUGCGACGGUGUCACGAUGUCAUAACCAAGUACGUGGAGGACGAGCGUCUCAGUGGCAAGUGUCCACUGCCCAGGUAA
This is a messenger RNA of Lymnaea stagnalis (great pond snail), 31088 nucleotides long. NCBI's taxonomy places the organism in Eukaryota, Metazoa, Mollusca, Gastropoda, Lymnaeidae. The record is from the annotation of a GenBank genome assembly.